Topomyia yanbarensis is the source of this 2178-nucleotide messenger RNA. RefSeq names its product CDP-diacylglycerol--glycerol-3-phosphate 3-phosphatidyltransferase, mitochondrial (gene PGS1). Gene Ontology annotation, biological process: cardiolipin biosynthetic process. The coding region runs from base 456 to 1943 and encodes 495 amino acids. The transcript has 5 exons. The record is from RefSeq and is a predicted model, not a curated record. Gene Ontology annotation, cellular component: mitochondrion. Lineage: Eukaryota; Metazoa; Arthropoda; Insecta; Diptera; Culicidae. Gene Ontology annotation, molecular function: CDP-diacylglycerol-glycerol-3-phosphate 3-phosphatidyltransferase activity.
UCAACCCUACAUUAGAAAAGUUCAGUGUGUUGCUAAUUUACCAAUCGGAACAGCAAUUUCGGCUGGUAAAACAAUAAAAUUCAAUACUGUUUGUCCAACAAUCUACUGUUGCAUUUCCGGUCCAGUGAAUUCUUCGCACCAUUUCAUCUGUGCCAUUGGAAAGUAAAGUGAAACAUUUGAAGCUUGUAUCUGUUGUGCAUCGUUCAUUAGAGUUUAAACCAUCAUCAACCCUCAGCCUUGGUUCACUUUCCCUCGAGAGUAAUGUGGUGUAUCGUCGAGUUGACCGUAAUCUCAACGCAGUGGAAUAAUGGGUCUUAUUGAUUUCAUAUUCAGUUUAAUUGUUCGUCGCUUAUCCCUUGUUUUAUUAGAGUUUAUUACAAGUUUGUGAUGCUGACGAGAAUAUUUGGGAAGGAUUUAAGCAAAGCUGGCAACUCAUCCUACAACCUUUGUUCAAAAUGAUUCGCCGCCUCUUUAGCACCCUGGUAACCGAUUAUCCACCAGUCGGGGAAUUUCUGCCGGCAGCCUCACCUAACAGCAGCCAGCAAUCCACCGGUCCCGGUUCAAGCGCCUUUCGAACGCGACAACUCGAGUCACUAAACUGGUUGCAUUCAGUAUCCCCAUGCUUUCCGGUUUCCGGCGAUCAAAUUGAUGUCAUCUACGAACCGACCGUGUUCUACAAUACCCUGGUAGGAAAAUGUGCAACCGCAAAGCGACGGAUCAUGCUGGCCAGUCUGUAUCUGGGCGUGGGAAAUUUGGAGACGCGCCUGGUGGAUGCCAUUCACGACAACAUGAGGAAGAAUGUGCAUUUGCAGGUGGACGUACUGUUGGAUUUCACUCGUGGAACACGAGGAGAGAAAAAUUCUAAAUCAACACUUAUGCCCUUACUGCAAGGGAGUGACAAUUUUCGAUUGUCUUUGUACCACACGCCAGUUCUGAGAGGACUAACAAAGCGACUAGCACCACCGCGGUGGAACGAGCUUCUCGGGAUUCAACACAUGAAGCUAUACUUGGUGGACGAUACGGUGAUUUUGAGCGGUGCCAAUCUUUCCAAUGACUACUUCACCAAUCGACAAGAUCGUUACGUAAUGAUCGAGGACCGCGGAUUGGCAGACUUCUAUGCCAACUUUUUCCGAAAGGUACAGGAGUUUAGCUUGAAGGUCAAUCGCAAUGGAGAGACGAGUCUACACGAGAAUUGGAACAUGCUGCCAUACAAGAGCGCACACUCUGAUUUUGCUACCGAAGCGAAGGAGCGGGUGAGAAACUACUUCAAGGAAGUGUUGAAACGUCAACGAAUUGUAUAUGAAGAAAACAAAACUUCCGACACCUGGAUAUUCCCGCUGAUUGAAAUGGGACAACUGGGCGUUCAUCACGACAGUCUGGUUACCAAGGGACUCCUUUCAGGUUGUUUGCCAGACUCUAAACUAAAGCUAGCGACCGGAUAUUUCAACCUAACCGAAACUUACAUGGAAACACUGACGAACGAUUGCGAGGCACAGUGCAGCAUCCUGAUGGCACAUCCGAAUGCAAAUGGUUUUCUGGGUGCUAAAGGUCCGGCCGGUGGUAUACCGGCUGCCUACUCUCUGAUCGCUCGCAAAUUCUACGAAAAAUUACAAAAAGCUGGCCAACAGCACCGGGUUUCGCUGAUGGAGUACGAACGUACCGGGUGGACCUAUCAUGCCAAAGGGCUCUGGUAUUACCUGCCGGGAUCUUCCCUACCCAAUCUGACACUGAUCGGAUCGUCCAACUUUGGCGAGCGGUCAGUGAAUCGCGAUCUGGAAGCACAAAUCUGUGUGGUGACCACAAACAGUGGGUUGCAGCGGAAAUUACAGUCGGAGUUCGAUAACAUUUUGCAGCACUCAUCGACAGCGGAAGCACAACUGAUUUCCCGAUCGGUACCACGCUGGGUCCGAGCCGUUGUUGGGUUAUUUAGAAAUUUUUUCUAAUGCCCUUAUUUCCUUCUCAUUGAUGUCCCUUCUAAGUUAUUUAUUGAAAAUAGUCAAAAUGUGACAAAUCAGUACCAAAAAAGGUAGUUCUUAAGUAGCCUCUUUCGAUCAAAGUAGUUCGAGUUCUCAUUCGAGAGGAUAAGGCCAUAAACUCUACAGCGUUGAACGCUUGUGCCUUGUUUACUCAAACUCGUGGGAGACUUAAAAAUAAAAUUUGAAAUGAUUACACAAUCUA